ACACUCUUUGUUAAUGACAAUAAGACCGAGUUUAUGAUUAUUAUAACUCGGCAGAAACUUUGCAAACUGCAGGCUAUGAACAUUGAAGUAGGCAGUAUUCAGAUACAAAAGCUAUCUCGCAAGUUAAAAAUCUAGGCUGCUGUCUCGACUCCAAUCUGUGUAUGCGUGACCAUAUCACAAACGUGUGUGAAGCAGCUUUCUUCUACUUGCAUAAUAUUAGACGCAUUAAGAAGUAUUCAUUGAGACACAGCUUACGUACUCUU
This is a messenger RNA of Porites evermanni, 263 nucleotides long. Lineage: Eukaryota; Metazoa; Cnidaria; Anthozoa; Scleractinia; Poritidae. The record is from the annotation of a GenBank genome assembly.